AUGAUUUAUCUGAGGAGUUAUUCCAGACAAAGAUUAUUUGGUGGUAAAAACAAAUGCCCUCAUGAUCUGCCAACAAUGGCAAACGGUAAAAUUUUACAUAAAUGUGGUGGUGUACAGUUAGCUAUAAUCACCAUGGCUAGUCUGCUUGUCAAUAAACCAAUGGAUUUUUGGUCUAAGGUAUACAACUCAAUUGGUUUUGGGCACGAAGAUAAGAAAGAUAUUGAGAACACGAGAAAAAUACUUCUGUUUAGCUAUUAUGAUCUGCCUAGCCACUUAAGGACAUGUUUACUGUACAUGAGCAUAUACCCAGAAGACCACUUUAUCAAGAAAAAUACUUUGAUAUGGAAGUGGGUAACCGAAGGUUUUGUCCAUGAGGAAACAGGGGCGGGAUUAUAUGAGAUUGGCGAGAGAUACUUCACUGAGUUGGUAAACAGAAGCAUGAUACUGCCGGUAGAGACCCCGUAUCAGGGCAUCAUAUUUGGUUGUCGAGUCCAUGAUAUGGUGCUUGAUAUGAUCUGUCUACUUUCAAGGGAAGAAAACUUUGUUACUAUAUUGAGUAGCAACGAGCAAUACACGUCUUCACAUAGUAAUGCUCGCAGGUUAGCAGUUGGACAGAGAGUCCAAAGUCUGGACAGCACACAUAUGCCACAAGUAAGGUCAUUUGUUGCCAUGUGCAUUAGUGAUCAGUUGCCACUGCUUUCAUGUUUUAAAGUCUUACGUGUCCUAGAUUUAGAAGGCGUCAUGUCCCGCCGUGGCCCUAUCUAUCUUGGGUAUCUUGGAAAGUUAGUUCACUUGAGGUAUCUCGGGCUGCAGAAUAUGCACGUUUGUGUGCUCCCUGAAGAAAUAGGAGAUCUGAAGUUGUUGCAGGUGCUGGACCUGAGUGGUAAUGGCGACUUAACUGAACUGCCAUGCAGUAUUGGUCUACUAAGUCAACUCAAGUGCCUGAACAUUGAGGGAACCGACAUAAAAGUGUUAGAUUGGAUCGGGAGCCUGACAUCCCUGGAAGAGUUGUGUCUGACAAGGGUUGAAGACAAAGAGUUCUCAAGCUUAUUUGUGAAUGACCUCAGCAAGCUGACAGAAUUGAGGAAGCUCCGCAUUAGUCGGGUUUUAUGCUUAGAUAGUGCUAGCUCAAUAAGAGCUUGUGCGGAGUCAUUGGCCAAACUGCAGAAAAUCCAAGUCAUAGAUAUUUUUAGAAUGGACUUAGCGAUUUCUGUCAGUGGCAACAGCUGGUUGGAAGGUUAUGUGCCCCCUCCGCAACUCCGUGUUCUACGCAUGUCAUGCAGAAAAUCUGGGCUGUUAGCAAAGAUUAGUUCCUCACUUCUUCUGAACCUCACCCAUCUAUCAAUACAUGUGGAGAGUUCAGAUCUGAAGAUCUUUGGACUACUUCCAGAGCUUGUUACCCUCAGGUUGUACAUGGUCGACGUUCGCCACCAUGGUGCCAUGGGGAGUGCAGGUGCAUUCCCGAAGCUGAGGUUUUUCAAGACAGACGCAACGCUCGGCCAGUUUGCAGAAGGAGAUAUGCCACGCCUUAAAUGGCUCCAGUUCAGCGUCACAGUGUGGAGUAAGUAUGAAAACCUUCACUUUGACUUUGGUAGCUUGGGGAAUCUCCCAGAGCUUCAGAAAGUCACAACCCGUGUAUGUUGUGGCCUUGAUGUGGACACCGACAAGGUUGAUGAAGCAGUGAAGCACGCAAUUGAGAUCCUCCCCAAGCGUCUCGUUCUUCGUUUCGCACAUGAAGACAUGUUUCCAGACGAAGAAAAGGAAAUUGAGGUCCUCCCCAACCCCAAGCGUGGUUUCCCAUCUGAAGAAGACGAAGUCUGGGACUUCUCAACAGGGAGGAGAGACGUGUGGAUACCUUAUGCCAGGUAG
Triticum turgidum subsp. durum (durum wheat) is the source of this 1869-nucleotide messenger RNA. The record is from the annotation of a GenBank genome assembly. Lineage: Eukaryota; Viridiplantae; Streptophyta; Magnoliopsida; Poales; Poaceae.